AUGGAUGAAGAUCCGGUCGACAUAAUUGGUAACCGGAAGAGCAAUGCCAACCUACCUUGCACUCUUGGAGUGGAUACUCCUAUCACCAGACUGCCAUUGCCAUACACACACAGCUGGUUCCAACCAAGCCGACCGACCAUGGCGGCCAAGGAGGUGGAGAAGGUGGUCACCGCCGACGAAGAGACAACGGACAUCGUCGUCCAUAGGGUGCCGUACGGGGACCCGCCGGCGGUCCGGGCGCUGGACACGAGCGAGCUGACCACGUGGUCCCUGUACCGCGCCCUCAUCGGCGAGUUCACGGCCUCCCUCGUCCUCCUCUACGUGAGCAUCGCCACCGUCAUCGGGUACAGGAGCCAGUCCUCCGCCCCCGAUGACCGGUGCACCGGCGUCGGCUACCUCGGCGUCGCUUGGUCCUUCGGCGCCACCGUCUCCGUCCUCGUCUACUCCACUAGCGGCAUCUCAGGCGGGCACAUAAACCCGGCGGUGACGUUCGCGCUCUUCAUGGCCGGGAAGGUGACGCUGGUGCGCUCGGUGCUGUACGUGGCGGCGCAGUGCCUCGGCGCCGUCGUCGGCGUGGGCAUCGUCAAGGGGAUCAUGAAGCACCCCUACGACGACCUGGGGGGCGGCGCCAACGCGGUGGCCGGGGGGUACUCGCUCGGGGCGGCCCUUGGCGCCGAGACCUUGGGCACCUUCGUCCUCGCCUACGCCGUCUUCUCCGCCACCGACCCCAAGCGCACCGCCCGCGACGCCUUCGUCCCCCUGGUGGCGGCGCUCCCGAUCGGCAUGGCGGUGUUCGUGGUGCACCUGGCGACCAUCCCGAUCACCGGCACGGGCAUCAACCCGGCGAGGAGCCUGGGUGCCGCCGUCCUGUACAACCAGCACAAAACCUGGAAGCAACACGUACGUGGUGGGACCCAUGCACUGCACUACUACUCCGUCUGUUUCUUUUUAGUUUGCAUAUAAAAUUUGGUCAAAGUCAAAUUUUAUAAAAUUUGACUAACUUUAUAAGAGAAAAGAUCAACAAUCACAAUAUGAAAUCAAUAUUGUUAGAUGCAUCAUGGAAUGAAUUUUCAUACCAUACAGCGUUAGUAUCAUAGAUGUUGGUAUUUUUUAUAUAAAUUUAGUUAAACUUUGUGUAAUUUGACUUUGACCAAAUCUUAUAUGCAGUGCACAUGCCUAUAUAGUACUAUUGUUUCGUCGCUACAAGUGGGUCCCAUGCCAUGCCGGUGUCACUUCAGCCAUAUACGGUGCCACGUCGGCACAUUUUACGUCUACGAAUGAGAUUAGCACCAUAUUUGCACGUUCAUGUGCCAAGUUUUAGAAUCAGUUUGACGUAUUUUUCAAAUUCAAAUACUAACGUGAAUAUUUAUGACAAGUUCAAACAUCACUGAUGUAUUUACCUUUUUUUCAUCCGUAUAAUGAGAAUAAAAGAGUUGUUGGU
Molecule: messenger RNA, 1441 nt
Organism: Triticum aestivum (bread wheat)
Lineage: Eukaryota; Viridiplantae; Streptophyta; Magnoliopsida; Poales; Poaceae
Product: probable aquaporin PIP2-7
Exons: 4
Coding region: 1-963 (320 amino acids)
Biological process (GO): transmembrane transport
Cellular component (GO): membrane
Molecular function (GO): channel activity
Source: RefSeq, a predicted model, not a curated record